Nycticebus coucang (slow loris) is the source of this 2880-nucleotide messenger RNA. It is a transcript of the gene LRWD1, whose product is annotated as leucine rich repeats and WD repeat domain containing 1. The transcript has 15 exons. Gene Ontology annotation, biological process: chromatin organization; establishment of protein localization to chromatin. The coding region runs from base 85 to 2043 and encodes 652 amino acids. Gene Ontology annotation, cellular component: nuclear origin of replication recognition complex. Lineage: Eukaryota; Metazoa; Chordata; Mammalia; Primates; Lorisidae. Gene Ontology annotation, molecular function: protein binding; chromatin binding. The record is from RefSeq and is a predicted model, not a curated record.
CCCCUGGCCGACUGUAGGAGGCGCGGGCUCCACCAGACACCAGGGUCGCCGACUGGGCCAGUGUGUGGGCCGUACUUCUUCGCCAUGGGCCCCCUCUCAGCACAGCUGCUGAUGGAGCGCGGGCGCCCCAAGAGCAACCGGCUGGGGAAGAUCCGGAGCCUGGACCUUUCCGGGCUGAAGCUGCUCUCAGAACACCUGGACCCCAAGCUCCUAUGCCGCCUGACGCAGCUGCAGGAGCUGGAUCUCUCCAACAACCAGCUGGAGACGCUGCCUGACAACCUGGGCCUUUCCCGCCUGCGAAUCCUCCGCUGUGCUAACAACCAGCUGGGGGAUGUUACUGCCUUGUGCCAGUUCCCGCAGCUUGAAGAGCUCAGCCUGGAGGGUAACCCCUUCCUGACAGUCAGUGACAACCUGAAGGUUUCCUUUCUCCUGCCCAAACUCCGUAAGGUCAAUGGCAAAGAUGCAUCCUCGACCUGCUCUCAGGUGGAGAACCUGAACCGAGAACUCACCAACAGGGUCACAGCUCACUGGGAGAAGUUCAUGGCUGCACUGGGUCCAGAAGAAAAUGCUGAGAAGGCCCAGGCAGACUUUGUGAGGUCUGCUGUCAGGGAUGUCCGUUAUGGGCCUGAAUCCCUCAGCGAGUUCACCCAGUGGCGGGUACGGAUUAUCUCUGAGGAGCUGGUGGCCUCCGGUGGGACGCUGGUACAUGAAGCAGACAACGCAGAGAGGCCUCCAGAAGCCACAGCUGCCUCCAAGUCCAGGGCCAGACUGGUGGCCUUGAAACGGCUGAAUGAUGUCCCACUAAACCUGUCUUCUAAUAAGCGGUGGUGUGCCUCCCCACCAGCCCAGGUGGAGGGCAGUCCUAUGGGCUCUGAUGGUGGCCAGCCUGCCCUGAAACUGGAGCCGCUGCACUUUCUGCAGUGCCACAGCAAGAACAACAGCCCUGAGGACCUCAAGACGCAGCUGUGGGCCUGUGCCUUCGAGCCGGCCUGGGAGGAUGCUGACCCCCUGCAAACUGGGCAUUCAGGGGCCACAUCCCAGACCGUGGCCACAUGUGGUGGGGAGGCUGUGUGCGUGAUAGACUGCCAGACGGGCAUCGUGCUCCACAAGUACAAGGCACCUGGUGAGGAGUUUUUCUCAGUGGCCUGGACAGCUCUGAUGGUGGUCACGCAGACAGGCCACAAGAAGCGCUGGAGUGUGCUGGCGGCCGCAGGACUGCGGGGCCUAGUCCGUCUGCUGCACGUGCGGGCUGGCUUUUGUUGUGGAGUCAUCCGGGCCCAUAAGAAGGCCAUUGCCACACUCUGCUUCAGCCCUACCCACGAGACUCACCUCUUUACGGCCUCCUAUGACAAGCGGAUCAUCCUCUGGGACAUCGGGGUGCCCAACCAUGACUACGAAUUCCAGGCCAGCCAGCUGCUCACACUAGACACCACCUCCACUCCACUGCGCCUCUGCCCUGUUGCCUCCUGCCCAGAUGCCUACCUUCUGGCAGGCUGUGAGGGGGGGUGCUGCUGCUGGGAUGUGCGGCUAGACCAGCCCCAAAAGAGGAGGGUGUGUGAAGUGGAGUUCGUCUUCUCUGAGGGCUCUGAGGCAUGUGCACGGAGAGUAGAUGGGCUGGCAUUCGUGAGUGAUGAUGUAGUGGCCUCCAAGGGGAGCAGUCUGGGCACCAUCUACCUGUGGAGCUGGAGCCAGACGUGGGUGGGCCGGGGCAGCCAGACCACAGUAGCAGUGGUCAUCCUGGCCCGGCUGCAGUGGUCACCCACUGAGCUGGCCUACUUCUCGCUCAGCGUUUGCCCUGAUGAAGGCAUCAUGCUGUGUGGGGAUGAGGAGGGCAGUGUAUGGAUCUAUGAUGUCAAGAAUGUCUUGAAGCAGCCUCCUCUGCUGCCAGCAGCACCUAUGCAGAUCCUUAAGUGGCCACAGCCCUGGGCCCACAACCAGACGGUGUCCAAGACCAUGGUGAACACGGUGGUGGCCAACCCCACUUUUACCUACCUCACUGCUCUGACGGACUCCAACAUUGUCGCCAUCUGGAAGAGACAGUAGCCUCAAGCAGGAGCUCCUGCCUUUAUCACAAAGUACUAGGGACACAAUUUAACUUAUUCAGCUUUUAGGCUGGUGAUGGUCUUUUUAUCAGUGAAUAUUUUUCAUUAAACUCUCUACUAUGGGGCGGUGCCUGUGGCUCAGUGAGUAGGGCGCCAGCCCCAUGUACCUAGGGUGGCGGGUUUGAACCCGACCCUGGCCAAACUGCAACAAAAAAAUAGCUAGGCGUUGUGGCAGGUGCCUGUAGUCCCAGCUACUGAGACGAGAGAACUGCCUAAGCCCAAGAGCUGGAGGUUGCUGUGAGCUGUGACGCCAGGGCAACGUUGAGACUCUUGUCUCUUAAAAAAAAAACUUUCUACUAUGGACAAGAAGCCUGUUGAGCGCUGUAAGGGUUCCACCCUAUUUUCCUACUUAAAGACAGGAAGACCUGGCAGCUGAGACUUCUAGGACACAUUCAUGGUGAGUUAAGGGUUCUCAGCAGUCCUCUUCUAUUCAAGGUUGCCUCCCACUAAUCCCCUAAGCUCCCAAGUUCUGAUGCAGAAUGAGUUUGUCCCUGCCAACCUCUCAGAUAGAAACCAAGGUCUCUGGGUCAAUCCACUCUUUGAAAUUGGUCCCAAAGAAUCUGAAAUAUCUGCCUCCAUGGAACCUGACAAUCCAUUCUUUUUUUUUUUUUUGAGACAGUCUCACUAUGUUGCCCUCGGUAGAGUGUUGUCAUGUCACAGCUUAUAGCAACCUCAAACUCUUGGGUUUUAAGUGAACCUUUUGCCUUAGUCUCCCAAGUAGCUGGGACUACAGGCAGCCACCACAACACCCGGCUAUUUUUUGUUGUGGUUGUCAUUG